Neodiprion fabricii is the source of this 5476-nucleotide messenger RNA. RefSeq lists its product as uncharacterized. Gene Ontology annotation, molecular function: RNA polymerase II cis-regulatory region sequence-specific DNA binding; DNA-binding transcription factor activity, RNA polymerase II-specific; ATP binding. Gene Ontology annotation, biological process: regulation of DNA-templated transcription. The record is from RefSeq and is a predicted model, not a curated record. The transcript is spliced from 7 exons. The coding region runs from base 1166 to 2965 and encodes 599 amino acids. Gene Ontology annotation, cellular component: nucleus. Lineage: Eukaryota; Metazoa; Arthropoda; Insecta; Hymenoptera; Diprionidae.
CACCGCGCACCUCUACCGCAGAAGCCGCCACUUUCUACCGCCAAACCCAAACGCAACCACCGGCCGCAAGACUUACCCUUAUUCUCGUGCUCCGGUUAACUUGGACCCGUGACAACUUCUCAACUCCGGUCACACCGCCGAGGAAUUUUGACAUUCGCUGAGCAGCCUGGGUGCGUGUAGAUUACCUCGAGAGUUUGUGAUUUUUUUGAUUUUUUUUUCUUUUUUUUCAUCAAUUUCGGUCCCAAAUUUUUCACCGCACUUUUACCGAUUUUUCAUUUUUCCAAACAUCGAACCUCCUCGAUCACCGGACGACUGGCUCAAACUGUGACAGAGAAUAUAGUUGUGGUGAUCAGUUUUUUUGCGAGAACACAACACGCUCGAUUUGUGGUGCUGCGGCGCGAUUUGAGAUAGUGUGGAUAUCGGAAGUUGACUUUUCACUGUGAACAGAACUCGACGAGACUCGUUGCCUCGAAGAGUGCUUUGUGACGUAUCGAUGCGUAGUUCUGUGACGUAGUCUUAGUUAUUAGUUGAGGAAACUGAAAAGUUUCUCCGUCGAAUGGGAAGAACGGAUCUGGUCGAAGCGGAAGCAGCUCGAGUAUAAUAAACGAGAGUGCAGAGAGACAAGUGAAGAAGGGGGAAAUUCAGCGAAGUAAAAAUCGUAAAAAGGGAGAUCGGGAAACCUCCUCGAUUCCAAUAAAACGAAUUUUCUCCGCGACUUGGCAGUCAAGUUUUGAAGAAUUUGCAAACGGCCGCUCAACUCUGUCUAAGGAUAAUGAAAUAAGGAUCAAAGGCUGCCGGAGGAGGAGCAACAGCAUCGGUGGCGGCCCCCCGAUUCCGCCGUUUCGUUGUACGUACUCUCCGACCCGGGAACAAAUCUAAUUCCCGAGGGAAGCGAUUGAUAUAUUGGUGUUCCGGGACCGAUUGAAGGAAUCGGCAUUUCUCAGGCGCGAAUAAUCGCCGCCUGGAUCCUCGGAGCGAUUCAACUGGUUCCGGAAUCUUUUUAUUACUCUGGUAAGAUCGCGUAGUCGGGAUUCGUCAAAGCUGCACCGUCGCGUCGUCGGGGAAACGGAAUUGAGAAGAACCGUUGAGCCGUAGGUUCGAUCCGGGACCGCCGUUCGGACAUGAAUUAAUUUCCGCAUCGGGUAAUGCACCGCGGUCCGGUCUCAUGACGAAUCCUUCGCGUGCGGCCGUCCGUUCGGAGGAUCGCCCUCUUCGCUUGGAAUACAGAGACUCCACAGUGGCUUGCGCGAGCAACAGGGGUCGUCGGCUUCGGGGCUACUCCAGGAAAAGGAUGCACCUGGCGAACGACGUCCCUGCCCAGGGGAACCAGGGCGCGAAUCACCUCCCGGACUAUCCGCCGAGCGCGGAUCUCCUCGUCGAGCGGACCCUCGACGGACUGCUCGCCGAGCAUCCCGGGGAGUUGAUAAGGACCGGAUGUCCCCACGUCGUCUGCACGGUUCUUCCUGGGCACUGGAGGUCCAACAAGACGCUGCCGGUCGCUUUCAAGGUCGUCGCCCUGGGCGAGGUCAACGACGGUACCCUGGUCACCGUCCGGGCCGGAAACGACGAGAACUGCUGCGCCGAGCUGAGGAACUCUACCGCCCUGAUGAAGAACCAGGUGGCCAAGUUUAACGACCUAAGGUUCGUCGGGAGGAGCGGAAGAGGAAAGAGUUUUACUCUGACGAUAAUGCUGCAGACGUCGCCGCCGCAGGUGGCAACCUUGUCGAAGGCCAUAAAGGUCACAGUCGACGGUCCCAGGGAGCCCAGGUCGAAAACAAGACAUCAAGCUUUUCAUCCUUAUCACUUUGGGCCGCGUACCUUCACUUUCGCACAUCCUCAGGAUCAUCUGGGAUUCAAAUUAACCGGACUGCCACACCUGGGCCUGGAGGGAGUCGGAGCCGGGGGCGGAUGGGGAGGUUUGCCCCGCGGCGGUCUCCCCCCGCACUGUCUUCCGCCGCCGCCGCCGGGCCACCACUCGCAUUCCCACCCCCCGCCAGGAGGUGCCUCAGCAUUCAACCCGUUCCAGCACGCUAUUGAGCAGCGCUCGCCAAGAGUGCCCGCUACCACCGAAUCUUCGCGUGGAGAUCUUGGUCCCAUAACCGUUUCUGUGAGGGAUGUUAGCCCCACAGCAUCCCCUGGAAACGGGCCAGGACUGCUAACCACCGCUGCUGUCGCCGCUCCAACCCCGCCAGCUGAGCCAACAAAUGCUACGUCAAGCCCGUCGACCCACCACCCGCCUCAUCAUCAUUUCCAAGGCCUUCAUCCGGCGCUUCUUGGUCCACACAACCCGCUCUUUAGCUCGAUAUUCGCACCUCUGGUCCCGCAUCAGUCGCAUUGGCUGUUUAACCAGUUGUAUCAGUCGCAGCCGGAGUGGCACGCGCUGGCUUUGCACAUGGCGCAUCAGCGCCUUCAGAUGCCGGACAUCCGGCCUGGCCAGCUGCGGAAACGCCGUGGAUCCAGCGGCAGCCCCGACGGAAGUUCGAAGGACGAUCCUCAGCGGGAGGAGGAGGAGGUUCUGGAGGACAGGGACGGGGACGUCGAGGAGAGGGAGAGGUCUCGGGACACCGACAGUCCCGAGGGUAGCAUCGAGGUGGACGACGAGUCCGACCGCAGGCUAGAAGGGGCGAGCAGGAUCCCCAUCGGACGGAAGCGGGACCGCACGAGAAGCGAGGACUCCUCGGAAGAGUUGACCAUCUGCAUCCAGACGAACGUCAACAAUUUCAAGGAGGAUUUGAGCGUCGCCAGCGACCUGGACAACAGGACAGAUCUGACGAUAAAAAUACGACUCGAGGAAACCGUCGACUUGAGCACCAAGAGCAAUCACGACAAGGAGAACAGGGAGGAGGACUUGAGCAAGGGUCAGGAUCUGACCACACGGAGAAAGGAGGAGGACGUGGCCACUAGGGAGCCAAAGAGACCCAGGCGGGAGAACACGCCACCCAGGCAAGUCUGGAGGCCCUACUAGGCCAUGACUGACGAAACGGAAACGGAAUCUUAGCGUAAGAAGUUAAGAACCGUCGGUGGACACCGUUCGCGACGAAAACCACGGGUUUUCAAAAUCAGCCAUCCGAGGUUAGACCUCGACGUAGGCUCGUGGCGCGCAGUGAUGUUUACACCUCAGUGGGCAGUUGAGUUUCCCCGCAACUAGUCGGCGACUGAGGUGACCCGGGGUGGCCGUCGUGGUCGACGUGGUCGAAGCGGCCGAGACGCAGGGGCUGAGGGCGGAUCAGCCUCGAGUGCCGUUGGGAUCCAGGAGAACGUUUUCGCGACAACGAAGAUGCCAAGCGAUGCUCCCGGUGUGUUUCCGAUUCUCGGUCGCUUCGAUGCGUCCGCAAGUCAGCAAGUCUUUGUGGAACAGUCAGAAGAUCGAGAUGGUUACUCGUUGAUGGUUCGUUGUUUUUAUUUUUUUGUUUUCUUGAUGCUUGGAGACCGUGGUGGAAAUAUUAUCAUGAAGGAAUUCUUAAUGAUUCAUGGACUAACCAGGGUUAACGUCUGUUCAACUUGUAUAUAUAAUAAUGACGUCCUAAAUUGAGUAUAAGAAAAUUAUAAGCAACAUUGUCGUUCUCGUUGAACGAGUCCUGGCGGUCCUGCUCUCGUGAUUAUCACUGUUUCAAUGAGAAUUCGUGCGGUGAUUCAUGAGGAGACUUUACGUCAGUGGUAAAUUUUUGACGAUGGCAUAUGUAUCCGUAAUGUGAUCGUGUGUACUGGAUCGUUGGGAGAUUACAAUAUCUCUGGUGAUGGUGAAAAUUCAAAUUCCUUCCAAAUCUUGUUUUCUAGUUGUUAUUUGUUGACGAUUAAAGCUCUAACAUUAUGAAAGAAUCUUCGACUUGAAUUGGAUUUGACAAGGUUGCGGAUUAUUAAACAUGCCGUUGCUACGAGCUCUCUUUAACUGCUGUGACUCGAAAAUCAAGGUAUAAUGUUUACUUGAAAUCAUGUUGAUAGGAAAUAGACAUGUAACCAGUUUAGAAUGAACCCGAAUAAUCACUCAGGCAAUAACGUUCAUCAUACGAACAAUUGAAUACAACAAAAUUCGAAUUGGACAUCGAGCCCGUUCAAAAUGUAUGAUUGUUUCUUGUGGUUUCAUUCUGACGACGUUUCCAAAAUAAAAUUCGUCCAUGAUAAGCGAUAUUUCAUUAAAUCGUUUCAUGUCUAUCGAAAAGUACAACUUGUCUAACGAACAAAUAACAGCUAGAAAGUCAAGAUUACAGUUCGCAUUUGAAAAUCAUCUAACAAAUAAAAUGCAUCGUCGAAGGUACUGAAUCUCCGUUACUCGCAGAUAUGUCUGGGCAAGUCGUUGCGACGGGUAAUUCAUUAUAAAACAUAGGUAAAUAAUGUUGUAACUUUCGCCAACUUGUGUCACGGUCGCGGUUGCCGAGAGACGACGGAUUACAGAAGAAAGAAAGGAAGACAUUGGUCGGCGUGCAAUUGGUUGAUAAUUAACCUGCCCACUUAAUUGUCUGUAUCGAUUUUCAUUAGUGACGAUGAAUCUAGUGCAAUACCAUCUAAUUUGUUCACGUUAAUUGAAAAAUUUCACGACCCUGUAAAUCAGCCAGACAUACCAUAUAGCAAAGUCUUAAACCAUGGACGUAAUCAUCGUUCACUCAUACGUGCGUCGGUUGCAGACGAAGAUAAUACGACUCAGAUGGUUCUCGAUUUAUGACAGGAUCCAGUCACCCGAUUUCAAAUUCCUGUCUCACAGAUCAUGAAAUCAUUUUCUGCCUAUUGACUGUCCCGUCAAUCGAUCGACAGUGUCUGCAUGUUUGGUUUAUUGAGACAGCAGCCCCCAUGGAAAAAGGAUGCCAAAAACGCGAAGCAUCAGAGCAACGAAUUAGGAAAACGCGAAACUUUCACUUCAGUUACUAACUGCGGAAAGUGCGAUGGAUGCGUAGCUCAAAGCUGUAAUCGAUGACAGACCCAUAAAGACGACAAUCCGGGCGAAUAAAUUGCUGCAGGGCUGCAACAAAGGGCUUUUUUGAGGAUCACGCGUCACUGAUUAACAUCGAAGGUUUUAUUGAAGAUAUCUCGAAUGAGGUUUAAUUUUAAUCCCGCUAUUUAAUAUCGAUGUAAAUAUCUUAGCCUUAUCCCUUACACCUGCUAAAAUUCGAAAAUGAAUAUAUGAUACGACGUAUGUAAUGUAUAGCUUAGGUAUGUAAAAUGUAAGAGAAUGUAAUUAAGAGAAAAAUAUCUCGGGACAGAUCUUGAGAUCGGACAAUUUGCCAAUAUAUUAUUUUUAACCGUUCGUUUAGCCAAUGAUCCGAGUGGAUGGCGUGUCGAAUUCGUUCCAACAAACGUCCAAGCAGUUUUAAUUUCGACAUUUUCGUUGGAAUAUUCAAAGAUCGUCUCGUCAGGCGAUUCGACUUCACACGAAAAAGAACCGCAUCUUUGAUUUAAUAUCGAAAUUCAGUAAGUAUUUCGCUAUUUGUCCUCAUAUCUGUUACUUCUUCCCUUCCCGCCUUCCCUUCGUCCCCUCACCUCA